AGCUCGCGGUCCUUGCGAUCGAGAACGUGUGUGUGUGUGUGUGGUUGGAGGUGCGCUCGUCUCAGCUCAUCUGCAAGUGCAGUGCAGGUCUGCGGCAUUGAAGCGGCGAGGCAAACUCUGAUAAUAAGUUUAUCUGACGUCUCGGGCGCAAGUUGUGCAACUUUGCGUCGGUGAUCGGAAGCUCGUCCGUCGCCGAGUUACGGUGUUUUGAAGCACUCGCUCCUAAAGGCGGUCUAAAUGGCCAGUCCAGCUUCGGAUGCAGAACGGCAUCCACAUCUGCAGCAUCACUACGUCGAAUCAACGUCAGAGGCGUCGGAACCGGCGGUUCGCGAGGCCCAGAAAUGGAUAGAGGCAGUCACUGGAAGAAGUUUUGGGGAGAAAGACUUUAGAGGAGCCCUGGAUAACGGCAUCCUGCUGUGCGAGUUGCUGAGUUCUGUUAAGCCAGGUCUUGUAAAGAAGAUCAACAGAUUGCCUACUCCUGUAGCAGGGCUGGACAACUUGGCACUGUUCCUAAGAGGUUGUGAGGAGUUAGGACUAAAGGGAUCUCAACUAUUUGACCCAGGAGACCUACAGGACACUACUCCACGCAACACCAACAAAGCAAGUGACUGCAGCAGGAAAUUGAAAAAUGUCCUGAUCACCAUCUAUUGGUUGGGUCGGGCAGCCAACAGCAGUGCCACAUACAACGGGCCCACUCUGGACCUGCACGAGUUCGAGGGGCUGCUAUCACACCUGCGAAAGGAAGGGGAGGAGUGGGACAGCCCUAAACGCAGUAUCAGGGACAGCGGCUACAUCGACUGCUGGGAGUCAGAGCGCAGUGACUCCCUGUCUCCUCCGAGGCACACCCGGGACGACUCCUUCGACAGCCUGGACUCCAUCGGCUCCCGCUCACGCCACACACCCUCCCCCGACGGCCUGCUCGCCCGUGGAUCCAGUGAUGGCCGCGGCAGCGACUCGGAAUGCGACGUCCCGCACAGGAAGCUGCCGGACGUGCGUCGGGAUGACAUGCUGGCACGGAGGACCUCGUGCAGUGAGCCGCGCACCGCCAUGCCCUUCAACCAGUACCUGCCCAACAAGAGCAACCAGACGGCGUACAUGCCCGCCUCACUCCGACGGCAGCACACUGACCGCGAGGAUGGCCACAAGAGCCGGAGCAGCGCCACAUCACCCACGGGAGGGGAGAGACCUUUCAGAUUCAGCCACAGAUCUAGCGAAUCUGACGACCCCGAGAGCAUGAGUAUGAUUGACAUGAGGAAUGAGGAUGAUGUCAUGCUGCCAGCGCACAGUCCAGUCCGUCACGAGCUGAUGCACAGCCAGUACAACCGCAUGAAGGAGGAGGAGAGCCACUGGCAGGAUGACCUGGCACGGUGGAAGAGUCGAAGGCGAAGCAUAUCUCAGGAUCUGAUAAAGAAAGAGGAAACAAGGAAGAUGAUGGAGAAACUGAUGAAGCGAGAUGAUGGCUCACAGAGACGGAAGAGUGUGAAGACCUACCGGGAGAUAGUGGAGGACAAGGAGCGUCGUGAGCGGGAGCUCCACGAGGAGUACCUGAAAGCCAAAAGCCCGGAGGAGGCGGCCGCCGUGCUGCAACGCUACGCGCAGCGCUUCACCAUCAGCGAGGCCAUCAUGGAGCGCCUCAAGCUGCCCCGGCUCCUGGAGCGCAGCAUCUCUGCCGACCCCACCCGCGGGCCCCUGUCCCCCUCCACCCCUGAUGACUGCGUCUUCUCCCCUACGAGCCCCAGCCCACUGCGGUACCUCCGGCAGCAGUCGUUGCCGGCGCCAAAGUUCACCUCCACCCUGGAGGCGCUAGUGAGGAUGUGCGUGCCACAGGAGGGCUGCAGGGACGAUGUGGGCGGCGCGAGUGUAUGCACGUCCACCCCCAGGCCCAACGGCCACAGCAGAGGGAUCGGCAUCGGAGCGAGACCAGCCGAGCAGGAUGAAAUGAAGCGAGUGAACGGCGAAGCAGACGUAGGCCUCAGCACCAGAGAGGCGCAGGACCAUUGGACAGAGAGCGAACAGGAAAAAGAUGGAGAAAGAAAGCGGGAGGGGGAUUCUUCUCCUCCGCUCUUCUACCCAUCUCCCUCCCGGAACAUCGACUCGGACAGCACAGAAGCGGCGUCCACAGAAGCCUGGUCCUCGGGCACUCCCGCGAUUGCAAGCACAUCAACGCACCCUCCUGAGCCGGAGCAUCCGGAUCGAGUGGACACAGAGGCAGUAGGGCGAAGUAAUGUGGGCUCUGAACCGCAGAGCCGGGAGGGGGAGUGGCCGCCUAGCCGACCCACCUUCUUACCCAUGGUCCGCCCCCUUACACAUGCACAUACUCGCACACAUGUACCUGCUCCAAGCAAAUAUUUUCUUAGAAAGCUCUUAAGUUGCAAAAAUGUACCGUCUUCAUUGGUUUCGUCUUCUGACUUUUCUUUUAUGUGGCCAGAACAGCAUUUUCAUAUUUCAUAUGUUCAAGGCCUCAUGUGCAUUGCUAGCACAGAAUACGGUUUGUUUUAUGCUAAUAGUAACAGAACUGUCUGGUUGGAAUUGUUGUCCGGGUUUCAGCAGGUGCCAAUUGAGGAAGAGGCGGUCCUGCAGACCAGGGGUGUGUCUCCACCCCUGAAAGAGGAGGAGUCCAGAACAGAAGCGCUGCCAGAGAGCAAGCGGGUGCCAGAGGAGCGUAGCAGGGAGGAUAUGGACCUCGCUUUAGUUGGCCAGAAUGGCACAGAACAAGCAGCUCUGGAUACGCCGACCCCGUCACAGACUGCUACUGUGGCUAAACAGAUUGAUGAAGCAGUUCUGGAAUGCUCACAGAGACCAGAAUCAGCCAGUCGACUGCAACCUGAGCCCAAGACAGGCAGUGGAAUCCCAGCAACAGAGCUGGCCAGCAAUGCCCAGCUAGCACCGUUAUCCAGUAACCCUAAGUUACGCUGGGACUUCUUCACUUCGUCAGAACCUACUGAAAAGCAGCACGGAAACGUCGCCCCCGUGGUUUUGAAUCUGGCGAAGCGGGGCGAGCCCUUUGCGUGGGACCCCGAGGAGGAGCGCAGGCGGCAGGAAAGGUGGCAGCGUGAGCAGGAACGCAUGCUUCAGGAGAGGUACCAUCGUGAGCAAGAGAAGCUCAAGCAGGAAUGGGAAAAGGCCCAGAGAGAGGUUGAAGAGGAAGAAAGGAGAUUCCACGAAGAGGAGCGCAAGAUUUUGGAAGAGACGGUGGCCCCUCUGACGCCCCAUUCGCCCUGCUGGCUGGAUUCCGCCCCCCUCACUGGCACCACCACACAACAUGGCAUUGUGCGCUCGCUAGCCAACUGGGAAUGCAAGAAGCAGGAGCUGGAGAGCCAGAUGAAGGGGGCCUUGGAGAACAAGACAAAAAGAGAACAUGAAAGGAAGGAAACGGCAGGACCCACAGGGGCGUCUGAAAGCCUUCUGCAGGGCACCUGUGACCAGCUGGCAGGCCAGAACGGUGAGCAGAAAUCAGAGGCAUCUGAGCAGAGCAAGGGAGUGCACCCAACGCAGCCUGGUCAGGAUAUCUCACGGAGUAGUAAGCAGCACCAGCAGAGGCAAUCGUCAAAAGACUUGCAGAAGACUGCAUUGUUGGACACUACUAGAAACACGCAACCAGCAUCUGGUGGACGCAGAAGGUCUGACUCCUUAGAAAAUGUUGGUGUAUCACAGUCCACCUCACACACAGACACACAACAACCUCCUCCAUCACCAAACAGAUCUGUCAGUGGGAAGAAGCUGUGUUCGAGUUGUGGUCAUCCCCUUGGUAAAGGAGCAGCCAUGAUUAUCGAGACACUCAGCCUUUACUUCCAUAUCCAGUGCUUUAAGUGUGGGAUCUGUAAGGGACAGCUAGGAGACACCACCACAGGAACGGAUGUGAGGAUCAGGAAUGGUCUGCUAAACUGUCAUCAGUGCUAUAUCCGCUCUCGCUCUGCUGGUCAGCCCACCACCUUGUGAGCAGAUUUCAUGAGUUGGCACCAUGUGGACACCUCAGUGCCAACUACCACUUCUCAUAAACACCUGAUUUUUGGACUGGUAGCACCAAUACCUACAAGUUUAUUUGAAGCCCAUGCAAUAUUUCUGAGUUUUUAAUUAUUGCCCAAAGUCAAAUGUAUAGUUCCCAAGGAGCACAUGUGCAACUUGUUUGAAAGCCUGGUGCUUUUUUUUCAAGGGUGAAAUUAAACUUGGCUGAUGCCUCUUUCCGAUCUAUAUCUUUCUGCAAGUAGCUGACAUUUUAUGAAACAGAAGCAUUCUAAACUAAAACUGAUGAUUCCACGUAUGUCACUCUAAAACCAGCACAUUAUCUAACACUAUUGCUACUCAUGGAAUUGCAGAUAAAGUACAUGUCUGGUUAUGGUUUUUUUUUUCUAUGUGAAUCCCACCAACCCCAUUACAUGUACUUGAAUGCAUCUUUUAUCUGUUGCUAAAAUUGUGAUCUAUAUUUGCAAUAUUGGUGGUUCCAAUGCUUUAUAUGGUUACUAUGACUUGCGAUUAUCUGAGUUGUCCAAAAUAAUUAAGAUUAUGUACCUGCUGGAAAUAUGAAAACUGCUUAAGAGACACGCAAAUGACCACUAUUUUUCUAUCUGUCAAUAAUAGUAAAAUAAGAAUUUAGACCUAGCUUAUGAAACGCAAACUGCAUUUCCCUGCAAACUGGCUGCGGAGAGAGGCCGUAGUUUACAUAUGUGCUGCUGCGUUCUCUGUAGCAGUGUACAUAAUGGCGGACAGCAUACCCGUGAACGUACCUAACCCUGGUCGAUAGAUACCCAUUUCGUGAGCUGAAGGAUGUGUCUUCAUGUACCAUGUUAUACUUUCUUGGCUUGACCCAAUAAAGUGAAUGCAUGUAUAGCGGUUGCUUUUGAAGUAACAAAAGCAAUUCCAUCAGUACUGGUGGCUCCGUUCACAUCUUAGUCAUUGAUGUCUUAAGACAUUUUGCUUUAUUAGUAGAGAGAAUGUUGUCGCAUUGAAACAAUGUGCCUUAGGGUGAAGAGAGCCAAUGUACAAACGGGGCAAAAGCAUCUUGAGAGUUCAAAUCCAAAGAUUGCCUUUUGUUAAGAAGAAAUAAUUUGACUGUUAUUUUGGCAAUGGGGAAAAAAUGCUGAACUAAUUGCACAUUGAUGUUUAAAAGCUUGAAGCUGCGACAUUUAACAGGUCUAUGUUGGUGUGACCGCAUUGCAAGAAAUUGUACCUUGUAGUUUCCGUUAAUUCCAUCAUGCAAAGCGUCAAUUACAUGUAUGUUCUGUGCUAGUGUAGAUUACUUCACAAAAACAAGCUCCAGACUUUAGACUUAUGUUUUCCUUAUGUUUGUUUUCAUAAUGGAGCAUUAGCAAUACCAGUGGUCAUAUUUGUUUUAAAAUCACUCCAUAAACUGCCUAUCAACCAUUUACUUUGCUGCCACACUAACCAAUAGGAAUUACUUGCUGUUAUUCCAUGGUAUGUACCUGACCAUAAGGACAUAUCGAAAGCUUUUUAUUAAAUUCGUUUAUUUUCACCCACAAAGAUUUUUGGACAAAUAUGCUGUCAUGAUUUCUUAUAGUCAGUGGCCUGGUCAAGUAGUUAUUUACGCUAUAUUAGUUAUUGAAAUGUUUAGGUUUGCUACAGAGUGGAGGCAUUACCUGAUGACUUUGAUAUGGCCUAGGAUAAAUAGCUACCUUGGAAAUGAUACUAAGGUAUAUUUAUUGUGAUAUUCCAGUGUACACUAUCUGAAUAGACUACUUUGAUGUUCGAAUGCAAUGGCUUUACAGUAUACUCUAUGUUUAUAAAUAAAACGCUGAAAAGAU
Molecule: messenger RNA, 5759 nt
Organism: Electrophorus electricus (electric eel)
Lineage: Eukaryota; Metazoa; Chordata; Actinopteri; Gymnotiformes; Gymnotidae
Gene: limch1b
Product: LIM and calponin homology domains 1b
Biological process (GO): positive regulation of stress fiber assembly; regulation of focal adhesion assembly
Cellular component (GO): stress fiber
Molecular function (GO): myosin II head/neck binding
Source: RefSeq, a predicted model, not a curated record